This is a messenger RNA of Malurus melanocephalus (red-backed fairy wren), 5237 nucleotides long. It is a transcript of the gene HDAC8, whose product is annotated as histone deacetylase 8. NCBI's taxonomy places the organism in Eukaryota, Metazoa, Chordata, Aves, Passeriformes, Maluridae. The record is from RefSeq and is a predicted model, not a curated record. The coding region runs from base 74 to 1207 and encodes 377 amino acids. Gene Ontology annotation, molecular function: histone deacetylase activity. The transcript is spliced from 10 exons.
ACUGCCCGUCCCGGCGCACCCCGAGCCAGCGGCUCUGCGGGUGCUGCUCCCGGUCCCGGUCGCGCCGGUCCCCAUGGCGGUAGUGCCGCCGCCGGUCUAUGUGUACAGCCCGGAGUACGUGGCCCUCUGCGACUCCCUCUGCAAAGUGCCCAAGCGGGCCAGCAUGGUGCAUUCAUUGAUUGAAGCGUAUUGCUUACUUGGCCAGAUGAACAUAGUCAAGCCAAAAGUGGCCUCCAUGGAGGAGAUGGCAAGUUUCCACACAGAUGCUUACCUGCAGCACCUGCAGAAGGUCAGUGAGGAGGGGGAUGAUGACCACCCGGAGUCUGUGGAGUAUGGACUGGGUUACGACUGUCCAGCCACUGAAGGAAUCUUUGAAUAUGCAGCGGCUGUGGGAGGAGCCACCAUCACUGCAGCCCAGUGCCUGCUGGAUGGCAAGUGCAAGGUAGCAAUUAACUGGCCUGGAGGAUGGCAUCAUGCAAAGAAGGAUGAAGCUUCUGGCUUCUGUUACCUGAAUGACGCUGUCUUGGGGAUCCUGCGACUGCGCCAGAAAUUUGACCGUGUCCUUUAUAUCGAUUUGGAUUUGCAUCAUGGGGAUGGAGUUGAGGAUGCCUUUAGUUUCACCUCGAAAGUCAUGACUGUUUCUCUGCACAAAUUUUCACCAGGAUUUUUCCCAGGCACCGGUGAUGUGACAGAUGUUGGCUUGGGAAAAGGUCGCUAUUACAGUGUGAAUGUGCCCAUUCAAGAUGGCAUUCAGGAUGAGAAGUAUUACCAGAUCUGUGAAUCAGUGCUGAAGGAGGUGUAUGCUGCCUUCAACCCCAAUGCAGUUGUGCUGCAGCUGGGGGCAGACACCAUCGCUGGAGACCCUAUGUGCUCUUUCAACAUGACACCUGAGGGAGUGGGCAAGUGCCUCAAGUAUGUCCUGCAGUGGCAGCUAGCAACUCUUGUCUUGGGAGGAGGAGGUUACAACCUUGCCAACACAGCUCGCUGCUGGACAUAUUUGACUGGRGUCAUCCUUGGGAGAACGCUGUCCUCUGAGAUCCCCGAUCAUGAGUUCUUCACAGAGUACGGUCCUGAUUAUGUGCUGGAGAUCACACCAAGCUGCAGACCGGACCGCAACGAGCCGCAGAGAAUUCAAGAAAUUCUGAAUUCUAUCAAAGGUGAGUUGUCCAAGACAACACUCCUGCUUCAGRCUUACAGGUCUUUUUAGAGAGGGCUUCAGAAGAGCUCAUUGGAGUCUUUUUCGUUGACUAGAAAGAUGAACCAUAUUCCUGUGGCUGCUCAUUAGUGCACAGUGUCAUUUGCCUCCCACAUCCCUUGGGAUUUUCAGGGUUGGUUAUGGACUUAUGGGUCCUUGUAGCAAAAGUUGCCAUUGCCUUUCCUGUGGCUGGGCAUGGGAGCAUGGGGCCUUGUCCUUAUUGGAAUCAUAGAACAGCCCAGGUUCCAAGGGACUUCAAAGAUCAUCUGGUCCAACCUUUCAUGUGAAAGAGAGCAUAGACAAGAUUAUCCAGCACCCUGUCCAGUCACAUCCUGAAAACUAAUGGUGGGGUCUCUACUACAUCCCUGGAGAGUUUCCUCCAGUGAUUGAUUGUUCUCAUCGUAAAAAUAAACAACUUAAAAUAAGGUGAAACCUGUCAUGGUGCAACUCACACCUGUUGUCCCUUGUCCUCUCUAUGUGGCUCCUUGUGAAGAGAGAGCGUCUGUCCUCUCUGAAGCCAACCCUCAAGUAUGAGGCUACUGUGAUGGGGUCCCUUCUAAGCUUUCUCCUCCACAGAAAAAGUCUUUCCUCCUUAGACAGCCUUUGAUCACCUUUGUGGUCCUCCUUUGGAUGCUCUCUGCUCUGUCCAUGUCUUUGCGGGGAUCAGAACUGGACAUGGACUUGUUUCUUGUCAGCUGCACCUGGAAUGAGAUGAUCCUGUUUCUGUCUCUCAUAGUAAUGCUCCUACAGAUGCUGACCAGGAUCCAGUUUGCUUCCUUGCUGCAGCAGCACACUGCUGAAUCAUGUUCAGGUUGCUGCCUAUCAGGACUGCCAGGUCCCUUUCCACAGGGCUCCUUSCCAGUCAUGCAGAUCCUGGCCUGAACUGGGCACCUUCUAUCCCAAAUGCAGGACCUYGCUUUUGUCUUUGUUAAACCUAAGUCUGUUCUUUUUAGCCCAGUCUCCCAGCCUGUACAGCCCUCUAAGAUGGCUCUCCUUUCUGACAUGUUCACCUCAGCACCUAGUUUGGUGUUGUGAUUGUUUUCAAUCUCAUUAUCCAGGUCAUUUAUGAUGUUAAGCAAUGUGGAGCCCAGUAUCAGUCCCUGGGGGACCUUGCAGGCUGCAAGACCAUGUAAAAACCAUUGAUCACCACCCUCUGUGAGCUCCCUGUGAGCCAGCUCUCUCCCUACUCCCUUUGCAGAUCACCCACCCAAUCUGCAUCUUUCCAGCUGGUCCAGGAGGAGACUGUGGGAAAUAGCUCUCUGGAACUGGGACAGGUCUCUAGCAGGCAGGACUUGAAGCUCUACAAGUCCAGGACAGGCAGCUGGGUGAGCCGUGCCAGCUUCAGCCUAUCUCAUCCAAUGCCCUUGCCCAUCUGUCUUGUCCCUGUCUGCCAGAGGGGCUGGGACCAACAAGAUGGGGCUUGGCAUCUCUUUUCCCUCUCUGUGUGUUGCCAUGGGCUGGUAUUAGAAGUAGGGUAGGAGGUACAAUGGCCAUGGAUGCCUUCAAGUGUCCAUUUCCAAGCACAGGCCUUACCUAGGGAGGGGACAUUCACUCCCUGGGGGCCUGUCCAAGGGGGUAGGAGGAUCGCUCCAGAGCUGGAAAGGAGGGCUGUGCACUCCUGUGAAUCCAGCCUGAAAGAAGGACAAAAUAGCAGGGAGUCAGCAUGUGCCUCUGAGAUGCCGGUCCACGAAUCCCAAACCAGCAUUCAGCAUGGCAGAAGCAGUGGCAUGGUUCCCCUGUGGUAAUUUCCAAAGCCUGGCUUGGAUGAGGGCAGCAGCCUCUGCAAAGGGAGCGAGGAGUCAGAAGGAAYGGAGAUCUGUGCUGAGGCUGGAAUUCCCACAUCGUGGCCUAAUCCAUCAGGCAUGGGAGUGGCACCCCUUGCCAGGUCACUCAUCAGGCUAAAAUAACAGUGGAAAUACCCUUUUCUGCUUCCUUUUAUUUGCAGGGAAUCUGAAGCACGUUGUUUAGCAGAAAAGGAAGGCUCAGGCAAAAGCAUUUCCUAUGGGGAAGACAGCAUAUUUAUGUGAACAACUGGUGAAAUUUGUGGCUGCAGGGAAAAUUUGGAAGAAAUUACUGUUGGUUGGUUAAUGUUUUUCUCUUUAAAGAAGAAAAGCUGCUUCGUGCCACGAGCACUGUGGCUCUCCCCAGGMAGGAGUGUGGGCCCUCCAGCCACAACCUUCCAGUACUGGCAGAGCCUCCCUUGCUCCUUUCUCUUUCCUUUAACACCACAGUUUGUUCUCACAAGUGGUUUUAAAUGUUUUUUAAGAGAGGGGCUGCUCAGAGCUGUGAGCAUUUCCCAGCCGUAGCCCAGCACUGCGUUACCUUCCUGGCGAAGCCUCAGAGCUGCCCACACGGGAAGUAGAGCUGAGGGCUACCCUGGGGCCUGUCUCUUAGCCACAGAAAGGCACAGCCAUUGUGUUUUAACUGGGAAUUUUUAAAAAAUAAAAUGUUUUAAAUAUUCCUCCAGCCCUUUCCUUUUUUGUUCCACCCACCCUGCCUUGCCAGUGCUCUUUUCCACAGCACCCCCCACUGCAGGGCCAUAUGUGAGUUCUUGAAAUCACACGCAGAGGGGCCAGACCCUGGGGAGCCUCUCAAGAGUGUCAAGGGAGAUGAAGGUCAUUCUGACUGUUCCGGUCCUGCUAGAUCUUAGAUGAACUUCCAGAUGCUCUGGUGGUCCAUGAGAGCUGCCAUGAGGUGUCUCAGCAAGGGAACAGAUAUGCAGGUAUCUGGGUUAGAUCUCUCCCAGUGCCAUGGGCCAUGGACCCCCUGGCCUCUGCUGCCCUUGUCCCCUCAUUCUCCUGGCCUAUGGAGUUUUUAUUGUGCUGGGUUUUUUAAAGAUGUCUUGUCACUGUGGGAAAGCAUAUUUCCUCUGGCUUUGAUUAGAUUAUGCUGGAAUAAACAGGAAGACGAAGGAGCUCCCAGCCUGGCCUUAACUUUGUUUUGCUCUCUUGUUUUUCACUGGUGAUUGAAACAACAGGAAAUCUGGUGUGGAAAUAGUUCAGCAGAAUGUGGCUCUCAUGACUCCAGACCCCUUGUCUGCUUCCAUGUACCCCUGGUGCCUGCUCUGGUGUGGUAUGGUGGGGAUGGGAGGGACCAAUCUUGUAUGGUGACUGCUGGCAGGAGGUUGAUGCUGCCACCACUGCAGCAAAGGAUCCCAGUGCCCAGGGGAGGUGUCAGGCUUGGGGACUGUCCAACCAUGGAGAAAGAGAGGACUCCCCAGGGCCCCAUAURCUCUGUCCCCACACCACGCAGACUGCCCUAUGAGCAGUGGGAGCUGUUUCAGGAACACAGCUGGGAAAACAAGCAAUAGGAAACCCCACAAGUAUCAAUUGUUGCGGCUUUAGGUGGGGUUCAGGGAGACCUGCACUUGGGGAUGGGACUGUCAGGAUAUGGCACCCUAAACUUAGCAGGUUGCCCACUCCCAGACAGCUGUCAAAGCUGAGGUAAUGUUACGAAUGAGAGUGUUUGAGAUUGCUUAAAAAAUCACUGUCAAGAGUAUGAGCAAAACUCAGAUUUAAUAUUAACCSACAAAGGACAACAAGUUUGUUGGAAAGAUUCACUCUACUACUUACAGGACAGCUAARGCACAACAAGAGAAAGCAAGCCAACAACAAAACCAAACAAAAUCUAGGCAAUCAAAACAGAAAUGAAAUGAGAACUAUCUACAGUUGUGUGUGGGUGUGGGUGUGGGCGUGGGCGUGUGUGUGAAAAGUGCGGGAAAAGAUAAAAAGGAACACAGCCUGCAAACUUAACACUCAGCAAUAAUUUAUACCUUAAGCCUAAAAAUUUAACCUAGAAAAACCACUAAACUUAUACCUAASUUACAACUUAAUUAAUUGCUCAACUUUUAUAAUCUAACCGGAGUAACACUUAACAGCGGUUAAGCUAAUUUACAACUUCAAAAUAAGCAACUCAGCAGCAGAAUAACAAUUAGCAGCACUUAGCUUAUAACAUGUUUAAAAACCUAUCAAAAGAAUAACAGUUAGCAACAUUUAAUUAAGUUUAUAACUGUACCUCACGUGGCUGCGUGGGGGGCCGCACC